UAGAAAUUGAUCAUUAUGGUCCACAAAACGAACUUGCCAAUGGUGUAAAUACUUUUCCAAAUGAUCCGAGUUUAUUUAUCAAGAUGAAAUCUAUAUCUCCAGAACUACGUAUGAUGUUAGCCAAUAUGGGACCAUGUCAACCAAUUUCUUCUGAACUGGGAAGUGGAUUAUUUUCUAUUAUUAUUGACACCACUACAGAUCUUACUCAUUUAGAACAAUUGGCCUUUGUUGUUCGAUAUGUAAUGGAUAAUGGUGAUAUACAAGAGCGUUUAUUAUCAGUUGAAGUAGCUAAAGAUGCAACUGGUAAAGGCUUAUUUGAUUCAUUCUGUAGUAUUUGUGAAAAAUAUAAUAUAAAUUGGAAGAAAGAAUUAUGUGCACAAGCUUUUGAUGGUGCUAGUUCAAUGCAAGGAAAAUAUCGUGGUUUAAAAAGUUAUAUACAAAAUGAAAAUCCUAGAGCUGUUAAUGUGUGGUGUUUUGCUCAUAUUUUGAAUUUGGUCGUGGUUAAUGUUUGUGAAUCUAGUAUUUAUACAAAACAAUUUUUCACCACUGUCCAAGCUCUUACUGUUUUUAUGUCCGCCAGGAAAAGAAAUGCCGAGUUCGUUGAUAAUCAAACCAAGUUAUAUCCUAAGGAUAAAAUGCUAAGAUUGAAAAAUUUAUCAACAACUCGAUGGUGUUCACAUGACCGCGCCAUCAAUGUAAUAUAUCAUAAAUACCUUGCUGUUAUUAAAACUUUAGAAAGUUUGUUAAAAUCUGAAGAUGCUUCAACUGUUAUACAAGCCAGAGGAUUAUAUCAUAGUGUUUCAUCUUUUGUGUUUAUUGCUGUUAUGAUUUUUAUGAGAAAACUAUUUGCUGUCACAACACCAUUAUCAAGUUACCUUCAAUCACCCAGGUUGGAUUAUGUAGAAGCCCUAUGUUUGGUUGAUAGUGUUCAGAAUAGACUCAAGGUUCUAAGAUCGGAAGAACAGUUUUCAUUACUAAUCGAUGAAUCAAAAUCAUUUGCUAGUGAUAAUAAUUUGGAUGUAACUGGUUUAAAAGAAAUUCGUAUUCGAAGAAUUAAGAAAAUGCCAGGAGAAUUAUGUCAAGAUGAGUAUAAUAUAGAUAUUCAAACUAAAUUUAAAAUAGAAUUCUUCUAUUAUUCAUUGGAUACUGUCAAUGAAACAUUGGAAAAUAGAUUUCGUUCGUCUCGAGGUCUUCUAACUGACCUAAGUUUGUUAACUGAAGAACGAAUAUUGUACACAAAAAAUAAUAAUGAGUAUGCACUGUCUAAAAAUGAGUUCAGUGAAUUGGCUAAAUGGUUACCAGAAAUACAUUUAGAAAAUCUUCAAACUGAAUACAAAGUUUUUGCUAAAAGUUAUCAGGCAUUGGAAAAUGCAAGUUCUAAUUCAAAUAUAUUUCAAUCGUUUAAUAAUGAAGAUGCUGUUGAUACUGAAGAUGAUGAAAACUAUAAUGAAAAUACAUGUAAUACAUCAAAAAAAGAACACAACCUUAAAGGAUUUUCAUCAUCUAUGCUACAUCUGCUUAGUUCUCAUGGAUUGACAGCUUCUUUUCCAAACAUAUAUCUAGCGUACAAAGGAUUAUGUACAAUACCAGCAUCGUCAGCAUCUGCUGAACGUACAUUUUCUAAGGUAUGCCAAUUAAGGACUUCUACUCAACAAGACCGUUUGGAAUCGUUGAUACUAAUAUCUUCAGAAAAAGAUAUAGAAAUUGAUCUUGAGAAGGCAACUGAUCUGCUAGCAAGAUCAUCAGAUAUUUUAUCAAAACAGUUGUUACCGUCUUAA
Molecule: messenger RNA, 1778 nt
Organism: Aphis gossypii (cotton aphid)
Lineage: Eukaryota; Metazoa; Arthropoda; Insecta; Hemiptera; Aphididae
Product: zinc finger MYM-type protein 1-like
Exons: 3
Molecular function (GO): protein dimerization activity
Source: RefSeq, a predicted model, not a curated record